Molecule: messenger RNA, 10469 nt
Organism: Mus musculus (house mouse)
Lineage: Eukaryota; Metazoa; Chordata; Mammalia; Rodentia; Muridae
Gene: Pum2
Product: pumilio RNA-binding family member 2
Exons: 16
Coding region: 605-2446 (613 amino acids)
Biological process (GO): post-transcriptional regulation of gene expression
Cellular component (GO): cytoplasm; perinuclear region of cytoplasm
Molecular function (GO): RNA binding
Source: RefSeq, a predicted model, not a curated record
GUUGUGAGUCUCUGUGCCUCACCCUCGGUACUUCGGUGGUUCGGAGGAGGAGGGGGAGGAGAAGAAGGAGGUGGGGUGGGGGGGAGGGAGGUAGGAGGAGGAGAAAGAAGACGUCGCCGCCACCGGAGGCGGAGGGGGAGGACGGACGGCCGAGAGCGUCGCCGCCGGUGCCCAACGGUCGGUGUCCCCCGGCUGAGGCAGCGCGGCCGCAGCAGCCCUGUUUGAUCUGUGGAUGAAAUGAAUCAUGAUUUUCAAGCUCUUGCAUUAGAAUCUCGGGGAAUGGGAGAGAUGCAGAAAGAGAGUCCUGUCACUCCUUUGGGCCACAAGAGGGCACUCUGCAGCUAGCUAACCCUCCCUUUCUUCAGAACAGCGUUUUCCAAAGAGUUUGUCAUUUUCAGAGGACUGAUUUAAGGGCAGCAGGGAACCUUCUGGGAUUUCCUUCUUUGCCUGUCUCUCUCUCACCAGUCUUCUCCUCCUUUACUGACAGCUUUUGCCUACCAAAAAGUUUUGGGAACCUGAUGAUUCAACAAAAGAUGGACAAAAAGGCAUAUUUCUUGGGGAUGAUGAAUGGAGAGAGACUGCAUGGGGAACUUCUCAUCAUUCAAUGUCCCAGCCUAUUAUGGUGCAGAGAAGAUCUGGACAGAGUUUUCAUGGAAACAGUGAAGUAAAUGCAAUUCUUUCUCCACGCUCAGAAAGUGGAGGCCUUGGUGUGAGCAUGGUAGAAUAUGUAUUAAGUUCCUCUCCUGCUGAUAAAUUGGAUUCUCGAUUUAGGAAGGGAACUUUUGGUACUAGAGAUGCUGAAACAGAUGGACCUGAGAAAGGAGAUCAAAAAGGCAAGGCUUCUCCAUUUGAGGAGGACCAAAACAGAGAUCUUAAACAAGAUGAUGAGGACUCUAAAAUAAAUGGCAGAGGUUUGCCAAAUGGAAUGGAUGCCGAUUGCAAAGAUUUUAAUCGCACUCCUGGAAGUCGCCAAGCCUCUCCAACUGAAGUAGUUGAGCGCCUUGGCCCUAGUACUAAUCCCCCAGAAGGAUUGGGCCCUCUUCCUAAUCCGACAGCGAAUAAACCACUUGUUGAAGAAUUUUCAAACCCUGAAACUCAGAAUCUGGAUGCAAUGGACCAAGUUGGUCUGGAUUCCUUACAGUUUGACUAUCCUGGUAAUCAGGUACCCAUGGAUUCUUCAGGAGCUACUGUAGGCCUUUUUGACUACAAUUCCCAACAGCAGCUCUUUCAGAGGACUAGUGCACUAACAGUUCAGCAGUUAACUGCAGCUCAGCAGCAGCAGUAUGCAUUAGCAGCAGCUCAGCAGCCACAUAUAGCUGGUGUAUUCUCAGCAGGCCUUGCUCCAGCUGCAUUUGUGCCAAAUCCAUAUAUUAUUAGUGCUGCUCCUCCAGGGACUGACCCGUAUACUGCAGCAGGAUUGGCUGCAGCAGCAACAUUAGCAGGUCCAGCAGUGGUUCCACCUCAGUAUUACGGUGUUCCAUGGGGAGUGUAUCCAGCCAAUUUAUUUCAGCAACAAGCUGCAGCUGCGGCAAGCAACACAGCCAACCAGCAAGCAGCAUCACAAGCUCAGCCUGGACAGCAGCAGGUUCUUCGUCCUGGAGCAGGUCAGCGUCCUAUUACUCCAAGUCAGGGCCAACAAGGGCAGCAAGCAGAGUCACUUGCAGCAGCUGCAAACCCAACUUUGGCUUUUGGUCAGAGUCUUGCUGCAGGCAUGCCAGGCUAUCAAGUACUAGCUCCAACUGCCUAUUAUGAUCAGACUGGUGCCUUAGUGGUUGGCCCCGGAGCAAGAACUGGCCUUGGAGCUCCAGUACGAUUAAUGGCUCCAACACCUGUCUUAAUAAGUUCAACAGCAGCACAAGCUGCAGCAGCAGCAGCAGCAGCUGGAGGAACUGCAAAUAGUCUUACAGGCAGCACAAAUGGUCUGUUUCGGCCAAUUGGCACUCAGCCACCACAGCAGCAGCAGCAGCAGCAGCAACCAAGCACUAACCUGCAGUCUAAUUCAUUUUAUGGGAGCAGCUCUUUGACUAACAGCUCCCAGAGCAGCUCUUUAUUCUCUCAUGGACCUGGCCAACCUGGAAGUGCGUCUCUUGGCUUUGGAAGUGGUAGCUCUUUAGGAGCUGCUAUAGGCUCAGCUCUCAGUGGAUUUGGCUCAUCAGUUGGCAGUUCUGCAAGUAGUAGUGCCACAAGGAGAGAGUCUCUAUCUACUAGCUCUGACUUGUACAAAAGAUCUAGUAGCAGCCUAGCACCCAUAGGGCAACCAUUUUACAAUAGUCUGGGAUUUUCCUCCUCUCCAAGUCCAAUAGGCAUGCCUCUGCCAAGCCAAACUCCAGGACAUUCACUUACGCCACCGCCAUCACUUUCAUCACAUGGAUCCUCAUCCAGUUUGCAUUUAGAUACUAGCCUUUUGAAAAAGUUCUACUUCCUGAAAUUCAAAGUGAGGGUCUAAUGUACAGUAAGGUAAAGACCCUCUUUUGUACUUUAUGUUCUUUUAUGGCAUACAAUGGUGUAUGUUUUCUUGUCUGUGCUUUUGAUUUAUGUGUUCUAGAGCAUCUGAAAGUCAAAAAUAGACGUAAUAGUGAGAGAAAUUUUUACUGUCAAAAGUUUUUGCACACCAUAAGAAAAUUAUAUUAUAGUAAUGGGAUGUAAAUAAUUUAGUACAGUAUUGGCCAUUUUACCACAAGUUAUAUCAGAGAAUAUCAGUUACUGUGUGCACAUUAGAGAAGUUAAUAGGCUUCUCUUUUGAAUAUGUUAAAAGGGAAAAAUGAUUUGAGCGUGUUAUAUUCCUAAAGGUGAAACAUUUAGGACUUUUAUUUCUAUAUCUAUUUAAAAAUUGUUCUCACCUCCAGAUUAUUAAAUUGGUGGUUAUCCUUUAUUCCUCUUCUAGGAAGUACUUGUCCAUGAGGGAAACAGUAUAUUUUGAAGACUUUUUAGACAUUAUUAGCUGUAUAUGAAUCCCUGUCUUAUCAAAGAAUUCUGCCAUUAAAAAUUAAGCUAUCGAUUUUUGUGAUUAUUUUUAAGUACAGCUGAAACUAAAUGGUUCUGUUGCUUAGAAAUAUUUAAGCUAUCUUGUGAUUUUUAAAAUGUAACAUUAUUAUGAACAGACUACAUCGAAGAUUCUGGUCCUGCAUCCCACCCAAAUUCUGAAAUUUUUGCGCUUUGGAGGAUUUGCUCUUUUGAAUAUGUACCAGUUAGUUUAUUCAGAUAGGGUCCUGAGGUCUGAUUUACAUCCCUGUUCAUAGACUUACGUAGUUUAUAGCCUGAGCCUCUGUUACCAACUGUCUUAGUCACAAGAGCUGUUUGAUAAGACAUGCUUUUGAAAUGUAUUAAGUUUGGGACAAAGGACCAAAAAAUGUUGGGUGUGGUGGUACAUGCCUUUAAUUUUAAACAGAGACAGGUGGAUAUCUGAGUUCCAGGACAGCCAGAGCUACACAGAGAAAACUCUCGAAAACCCAAAAGCAAAUUUUUAAAAAAAGAAAGAAAGACAAAGAAAAAAAGACAGGUGUAUCCCAAUAGUUUUGUGUUUGUAAAAAUUAUAUUUGUUGUGUCCUGUCAUCUUUUCAUAGGUAAGUUGCAGAUCAGGUUCUGUUAACUGUUACUGUGUGUGUUUGUUUACUUAGAACCUGUAUAAAUAGACUCGUUUUAUAUAACUUGCUAAUAAAUUGAAUAUAUAUGACUUUUUAGGUGUCUGUAAUUGCACUACAGUGUGGAUGUGUCUCUCUCUUUUUUAGACAGUAAAGAAUUUGGCCUAAUUACUUAGAGAAAGAAUUUUAGUCAGUUGUGGGAAAUCAUAUCUGAACAAGAGUCCUAUGUUAUACCUAGUACUGUUACACCCAAAGCUUCAGUUGGAAAUUAGAUGCUCAAACUCGUUCUGAUUGCAAUGAGUAAUUACCUAUAAUAUCUUCUCUUGUUAGUCCCUACUUUCCCCUAGUUCUAGUCAUGUUACUUGAAAUGUUUCCCCACCAAAUUGAAAAUACCUUAGGUUUCAUGAAUUUACUCUUUAUACACUAUUUAUGAAAAUAAUCUAUUCUCUACUUUCUUAUGAUUUAACAAUGAUACAAAGCUUCUAUGCUUUGUGACAUUAAAAAUGUUUAUUUUUUUAAAACAGGGUAUUGCUAUUAAGGCCUGGCUGACGUAGAAUUUGCUGCAUAGACUAAGCUGACUUCACAUUAAUAAUGAUCUUUCUCCGUUUGCUGCCUCAGUUAUUUAGAAAGUAAUUUUGAACUCUAUAUCAUUGAAUUAGAUUUCUUUGUGAGUCAGUAUCAAGAUUGCUGAUAUGUAAAAUACUUUGGGAGUAGAAUUUACAUAUUUGAUUUUAUAUAAAUCAUUUUAUUUACUUGGCCUGCAUAAGAUUCUUCCCUGUGAAGACAUAGUAGCAUGCAUUUGUAAUCCUACUUACUUCAGAGGCUAAGGUCCAAAUUAAAGUUAGCCAGGAAACUUAGCAAGGCCCCUAUAUCAAAAAGAGUAAAUCUCCCUGCUUUACUAGAAUUGAUUAAAACUAAUUCUCGGUUAGACCAAGAUUUGAAAUGAUGAAUAUACAACUAUUAUAGUUAUGAGUGGUUCUUAGGAUCAACAUUCCCAAAGUUCUUGAUGAGACUUAAAAACUCAUCUCUCCUUUUGAUAAUGGUAGUUGUCUGAACCCCACAGAAACUGCCCAAAGCAGCAAUCUCCUUGUAAAAAGACUUUCUUUUCAGAGUAAAUAUUUAAUCAGUAGAUAUCAUUAGACUUGCUAGAGUCACUUUUAUUGGAGAGCUAUUUUAGUUCAUAAGUUUUGAAUAUUUUUAAAAUAAAAACUUAUAUUCAGAAUCUAUGUUUUUUAGUAUAUUGAGCUUAGAAGACCGAAAAAUAGUUUUAGCUUUUCAAUAUGUAGUAUAAAAUCAGGUUUUCUAACACUAUACCUAUAACAUUGUUAUCAUACUUUAAUUUCUUAUUGAUUGGUCUGCUUGGUUGGCUUAAAUAUCAGUCAUUUGAGUCACAGUCUUUUAAGUUUAAUUGUCUUUUUAUUUAUAGUUGUUUCCCCACUUUUUUUUUCUUGUUUUGUUUCAUUCAUUUGUUAAAGAAAUUGUCCUGUUGAAUUUCUCACAUUCUUGAGUUUGCUGCUUGCUUUCCUAUGGUGGUGGUAAGCAUAUGCCUACUUGGUAUUUCCUGUAAAUGGUUUCUUUUGGCAAGGUGCAGUUAUGGGCACUUUCUGUUGUGUUAUAUUGAAUCAAGAUACAUAUGGUUGUAGUACUACCAGUCUAGUCUACAUGGUGUUUUAACACCUUAUGGCCAGUGCCUAAAAUAUUUCUUCAGGGUUUAUGAAAAGUUGUGGCUCUAAUACUAUCAAUCUAUAAAUUCUCUAUGAUGAAUUUUUCUUUAUAACUUAAAAGGUUACCCUAAAAGGUUGUUAUUCCUAUAGUGGUUAGGAUAAUGCCUCAUUCUUUUAUUUUCUAACUCUCAGAAUGAAUAAUUAGUUAGUGUCAGUUUUAAACCAUUAGUUGUACUGUGCUUGGCCUCCUUAGACCAAUUCUAUAUCACCACUUUUUAGGUUAGGGAAAACAAACUUAAAAUAUGUUAGUAAUUUCUAAUUUGGCUAAUGGUUAUGGUCUUAGUAUUUAGAUAAAUUUGGGACUUCUUUGGUAUAAAGCACCAUUUUGCAUGGCCUUCCUUGGUUUUGCCAGACUAAAUGACUUCUCAAGAUAUGUGCUUCCACCCCCAAGAAAAGAGAAUAAAAUGUAUACUGUGAACUUUGAACUCAGUGAUACUAGUUUAUUGGAAGGUGGCUCAGAAUUGUGGAGAUUCAUUUAUGUAAAGUAAAUAGGAAAACAUUAACUCUGGAUCACACAUUCUAGAAUGUAUUUUCUUCUCCUAAUCAGAACAUUUUCUAUUUAAAAAUGGAGCAUUAUUUACUGUUAUGAUUUCCCCCCCCCCCAAAGUUAUUUGCUAAGAAUUGCUGGCUUUAACAGACUUAUUCAGACUCUCCUUUUAGAGGAAAUGUAUAAGAGUGAACAAGUAUGGCCAAGUUAGAUGUAAGAUUGUCUUCCAUUUUUAUGUUUAAGUAUGAUUGUUAAUAAGAGCAUAAAAACAAUAGAAAUAUAUUGAAGUGUUAACUAAAUAGCAUUAGUCUUUUGUUUUUCGCUAAAACAUCUUCAUAUUUGUCAUUUCAUCCUUAAUGUUGACAUAGACUGGCUCAAUGACAAAUCCAUUUAAAACAAACAAAUUAAAGAGUAAAUAAGCUCCUAAGACUUGUAAGAGUAACUGAAAGAAUUGAUGCCAACCUACAGUUCUGACCUGUGAUAUUAUUCCUUUUCUAUUAUGCUCUUACAUAAGGAAUGGAAUAUAGUUUUUUAAAGUGUUUGAGUACUGUAUUUUAACUAGCCUUUCAGGAAGUAAUAUUUACAUUAUCUUGAAGAUCUUGUUUCCUAAGGUUUUGUGGGGUUUUUUUGUUUUUUUUGUUUUUUUUUUUUGUUUGUUUUUGUAUAGAAUAUUAGUAGACGUCUAGAUUCCUUUCUCAAUUUAGUUAUUCUUGAGAUUUCCCUGAGAGAUACUGCCUAAGCACCUUUAAAGUUCAAGUGUGUACCUUCUGCAACUUUAGAUGGGCAACUCACAGUCAGGAAGUAGAACAUCACAGUCAGCUCUCAGAAGAUUAUAUAUCAGUUCUCAUGUAUGCUAAGGUACUGUUACAACUCUUCAAGAUGUCUGUCUUGCUCAUGGGAGGGUUAAAUGUAAAGAAGUUAUAAAAUUUUGUUUUGUGGGACAAUUUAUGAUUGGCUUUCUGUAUAAAAUUUUGUUUUUAUAAGAGGGUCUUAACACCGUGUGAUUCUAGCUGGCCUGGGGGCUCAGAGUUCUGUCUCUGCCUCCUGAGUACUGGGAGUAAAGUUGUGCACUACCACACAUGGCUACACAUAAAAAUUUAUUGAGUUUUGGUUGUUCUGGUUUCAAGACUGAAUGAUUUUACUUUUGUCCUUAUAAUUUUGUUUAUUAUCUUUGUUAUUUAGUUAUUUAUCUCAGAGUUAUAAUCAGAUCAUCAACAGAAGCAAUAGGGGGAAAGAGUUUAUUUUAACUGGUUUGAACAUAUAAUCCUUUAUAGCAGAGGAGUCAUGGCAUCAUGGUAGUCGGAUAGCUGACUGCAGAGUCAGGAUGCAGAGAGACAUGACUAGUUAUGCUAGUUUUGCAUCCCCUUUUGUUAAUUCUGAAAACACAGAAUAUAGAAUGGUGAUGACCACAUUCAGGGAUAGUUUUCCUCAGAUAUAAACCUCCCUGGAAACACCCUCACAGAGAAGCCAUGAGGUCUGUCUCCUAUUUGAAUCCAAAUCUGGUAAAACUGAUAGUGAAAAUUAAGCAUCAAACCCUUUAAGCACCUUUGUGACAUUGGUUCCAAUGUUUGUGAAUGUUUUCUUCAAUUAAUUUAGUUAAGAUGAUCACAGAUUUAAGAGAGAGUACUUGACUGAUGUACUUUGGCAGUAGAUCACUCAAGGCACUUGUUUAAUUAAAUUAGUACAAGUUGGGCAUCUUACCAAAACCUGAAUCUUUCACUGGACUCAAAAGUCUCUGUUAUUGGAACAUUUCCAUUCAAAUUAUCAGCCUAAGAAUACUCAACAUUGAAUCUAUCUACAUGAAUAAUCUAAAGUCUGAGAAAUGCAAGCCUUAAGCAUUUAGAUGAGGAAUACAGUUGUGUAGACUUGGGGAGGUGAAGAGUUUGGAAAUAUGUUUGUAACUGAUUGUCUAGUAGUGGAAACUAUGCUUUCAUAACACAGUCCUCACUGCAUUUUCUAGUUCCUAUAUGAAAAGGGGUAUCAUGGAAAAAAAUUUAUGGUUACAGUUUGCCUCAAUUUAACUCAAUUAUCUUUUGGAUUUUCUUACAAGCCUUUGACUUUAUCAGUCAUUGUCUUCCCCCGUGUAGUUUCACCUUUUUUGCUAUGUUCCAUUGACCUUAACUCUGUAUUGUUUUUUGGUUGGUUGGUUGGUUGGUUGGUUGGUUGGUUGGUUUGGUUUUUCAAGACAGGGUUUCUCUGUAUUUUCCUGGCUGUCCUGGAAUUCACUCUGUAGACCAGGCUGGCCUCGAACUCAGAAAUCCGCCAGCUUCUGCCUCCCAAGUGCUGGGAUUAAAGGCAUGCGCCACCACCACCCAGCUGGCCUUAGUCUGAAUCAUUACAUUUUUAAGUGGAGGAGAGGAUUUAUGGGACAAGAGAUAGAAAAAUAAGUCUAAUUUUUCUGUUUUAAAAUGCAUAUCCUUAGAAUAUUUUGUAGAUGAGAGAGCAUUUGCUUUAAAUGGAUUUUACGUUUCUAGCUUUGCUGACGUAAUUACAAUCGUUUACUCCCACUUUAUUACUUUCCUCUUUUUCCAUUGUCCUUUCCAUUUCAUUUUAUUUUCCUACUUUUUGUGGGUUGGAAGUAUUACAAAGGUACCAACUUUCUUCUACUAAAUGGGUGCAUUUAAUCUACUGGGGUUUUUUUUUUUCUUCAGGUUUUUAGGAAGGAACUUACUAGCUGAUUUUGAAAAUCUAGUUGGAAAAGUAUAACCAAGAAUACUCAAAUAGUCUAGAAAUACACUUAAAAAGAACUUCAUACUGUCAAGUACCAAAACUUAAUCGUAAUAACUAGAAUUUUGACAUUAGCAAAGACAAAUAAGAGUACCCAGAAAUAGAUAUGCUCAUUUAAUUACCUUAUUCUGACCAUAGUUGCUACUCUAAUGUAUGACAAAGAUGGUCUUAUCAGUGAGUUGCCUUGGAGCAGUUGUAUGUCUGAAUGAAUGAGAGCAGUGAGCUUUGGUUCUUAUUUCACACCACACCGUUUUUAAAUGAACUGGUUAGUUUUCAGUCAUAAAAUAAGAGACAAAACAGUUUUUUGUUCAUGCCUGUAUGGUUUACUCAUAUACUUCUCAAAGGAUUCUUUUGUAAUAUCUGUCUGAAUAAGUGAAAAGGAUUCUAUUCUACAACUUUAGAAUCUUAAAUAUUUACAUAAUAAUAAAUAUAGCAAAUUUUAACUUAAUGUAUUGUAACUUGAUGGGAAAAGUGAAUUUGUUAGUGUUGUCUUUAGACUUUUGCUUGUUAGUUGACUAUAUUUAUUUCAGUACAUGUCGUAAAAUGAUUGAUUACUCAUUUUAAAAUUAUUAAUUGAUAUAGGUCUUUAUGGCUUUACAAAUACUCAUAAUUGAGCAAUUUAAUUCGUACUGAGAUGAAUUGCUUAUUCAGUUUCUGUCUUUCAUGUAGCUUACUAACUGCUGCUUUAGACUUGGUUUGGUGUGGUUUGUGAUUUUUGGUAGUGAUGAGAAUUGGAUACAAGAAAAGUUCUAAACAUUUAAAAUUUAUCCAGUAUUGAAUACUUAAUGUGAUGUACUCUGGCUGAAAAAGAACCCAGCCUUUAUUCACCAUCCUUAGGUUUGCACUUCUGUGGCCUUGUUGCCGUACUGUGUUAAAUACUUUAUUCCUGUAGGAAGGUAGUAAUUCUCUCCGGUAGAACCAAUAGCUUUCUUUAGAGUUUUUAUAUUGUUUGUUGCUAGCAGGUUUAUACUUAAUAUUGCUUAUAUAUAGCUUUAUUUUUCUCAAUAGAUUACAAAUAAGAAAAUUAUUUCUAUAACUUGAAGAAAUAUUAGACUCAGCUAAGUAGUCUGGAGUCUGGUAUACUCUUGUGAUCCUAGCAUUUAGGCAGAAAGAUUAUGAAGUUCAAGGCCAGCCUGGGCAACAGUUUCUUGAAGCAGAUAGGGUUUUAAAGUUUGUGGAUUUCAGAUUUUUUUUUAAAUUUUGUAUGUAUGUAAUUAUUGUGCUACAAAAUCAACGUCUUUGUGGUUUUUUGGGGGGUAUUCUUUUGGGUCAGUUGUGGGUUUUUUGCUCUGUUUUGUAUGUGUAUAGUUGAUUGUUAUUAUUUUUUAAAGAUUCUUCUAAGCUUGGUACAUCUUUCACAAUCCUAUCCCAGUUCAAUGUUUACCAUCACUUAAUAACACCAAGGGAGAAAAUAAAUGUGCUUGUGUGUGCUCAAGAUAUAAUUUAUAUUCAUCUACUUCAAGAUACAAUUUAUAUUCAUCUUCUAUAUUCUAUCUAGUAGAAUCAAAGAUACUACUAAAUACUUGAUAAUAAUCAUGGCUUUAAAAAGAAAAAGCUCAACUCCCAUAAUAUUCUAAUCCCAAUCAAGAAAGGCACCUGAGUUGCUGGAGAAGGUGGCUCAUUGGGUAAGAGCACUUAAGUGCUAUUGGAGAGGACUGGAUUUCAUUUCCCAGUAUCUACCUUACUGUCUUGUGUCACUCUUGUUCCAAGGGAUUGAUGCCCUCUUCUGACCUCUGAGGGCACCAGGCCCACGUGGUGCACAUACAUAAUGCAGAAAAAGUACUCACACCAAGGGAAAUAAACCUUUUUUUAAAAAAUUUAAGGCCACUAGCCAUGAAAUCUUAUUAGAAAUAUUUGGGGAAAAAAAAUACAGAUGCACCUUAAUGGUCCUACCCCCCACCCCCAUGGCAAGAGGUAUUUAGGCAAGAAGUCAGAUAAAACCAGAAAAAA